AUGGGCAUUGCUUGCCAACAUCACGCUAAUCUUUUACUACAAAUGCACUUGAAGAGGAGCUCGACCCGAGGCUGCACGAUGGCGUCUUCCCCCCUCCAAUGUGGACCGUGGCUAUAUGCUACGCCGUAUCAUCAGGCGGGUCCAUUCAGCAUGCACAACAGCUUGGUGUCCAUGGUGGCUCAGACGCUCUGCUCUUUCCUGCUGAUGGCUCCGAACCUACCGUCGAGGCACACGUGGACCGCAAGUUCCGUUCUGGUUGUGCCGUACACCACACGCAACGCAACGCACUUGCUGCAGCGUGCAUUAAAGGCCGAGCUGGGUGAGCACGUGACACAGACUGGCUUACAAGUUACAAGCAACCGCCUUCGUUUCGAUUUUGCUCAUAUUGGGGCACUUACUGUUGAAGAAAUGGGAAGCGUGGAAGCAAGAGUGAACAAGUAUGCAGCUGCAGAGCUGGUUGUAACAACCAUUGAAAAGAAGCCGAGCGAAGCGGUGCCAUGUGCAAGUUUUGGCGACAAAUAUGGAGAUAUCGUACGUAUUGUUCGCGUUGGCUAUGAUGAUGUUGCAGAGGACGCCACGGCUGGAGUAUCUGUAUCGAGCAAAUUCUGCGGAGGAACAUACGUACACAAUGCACGUGAAGUGUUUCCCUUUGUAUUUAGUCAGUGA
Molecule: messenger RNA, 666 nt
Organism: Peronospora farinosa
Lineage: Eukaryota; Oomycota; Peronosporomycetes; Peronosporales; Peronosporaceae
Source: the annotation of a GenBank genome assembly